CCAAUCUUUUCAUUCGUUCAAUUUUACGUCAAAACUCGAUUAAAGGGCGAAAGGAUUUGUCAUCCUCUUAGUAAAAUAAAUAUUAGUUUUCUAUUUAUUCUCCUUAAAAUUUAGUGCGUGUUCCGCUCAAUUAACACCUUCCCAAGCUAGCCUUAAAUUUUAUCAUCACUGAAAUACGUUUACAAUGCAAGACACAAGACCUGAGUUAUACGAAGAAGUUAAGCUCUACCGCAAUGCCAGAGAGCGUGAAAAGCACGAUAACAUGGCAGAAUUAUAUGCUGUAGUUAGUACACUUCAGCAUCUCGAGAAAGCGUAUAUGAGGGACUUGGUUCGUGCUCAAGAGUAUACUGCGGCGUGCAGCCGCCUGCUUGUGCAGUACAAGGUCGCGUUCAAGCAGGUGCAGGGCACGGAGUUCCCUAAUAUUGAGGCCUUCAUUACAAAGUUUAGGUUAGACUGCCCUGCUGCGCUGGAGCGGAUAAGAGAGAACAAGCCCAACCUGAUCAAGGAUGACAAGGGCAACACCAACAAAUACAUUGCUGAAAUUGUUUCUCUAUUUAUUACCCUGAUGGACAAGCUCCGUCUGGAGUUCCGUGCCAUGGACAUGAUCCAGCCGGAGCUCCGGGACCUGAGGGAUACCAUGGACCGUCUCAUGAUGCUGCCCGAGGACUUUGAGGGGAAACUGAAGGUCCAGGAAUGGCUGGACAAGCUGUCAGAGAUGUCUGCUUCAGACGAGCUUUCCGAGGCGCAGGGGAGACAGCUCAUCUUCGACCUGGAGACCUCCUACCAGGCCUUCAACAAGUUUCUGCACAAGGACUGAAACAAUAUAUCUCACGGAGCUCAAAAGUGUUGUGUAUCUCAUACUCAAGUAGCUUCACUAUAUCUAUUACUUAUAAUUAUUAUACACUCUUGUACGGAAUGGACACUAAUCACAUAAUCUCAAUCAUUUUUUUUUUAAUUACUGUGUUUGGAAUACCACACAAAUAGAAUUUAUAACAUGAACGUUAGAUAUAGACCAAGCUAAAUCUGCAACGCAAUAAUUUGACAACCACUUUAAAUAAAUAUGGCAAUAUUUCUUAACUGUUACAAAGACAUGUUGAUGGCAGGUUCUUCUUCCUCGUUCUCCAGGCAUUUUUGCCUCAUGGGAGCCUGGGGUCCCCUUGGCAACUAAUCCCAAGAAUUGGCGUAGGCACUAGUUUUUACGAAAGUGACUGCCUUGUGACCUUCCAGUCCAGAGGGUAAAGGCUAGGCCUUAAUGGGAUUAGUCAGGUUUCCUCACCAUGUUUUCCUUCACCAAAAAGCGACUGGUAAAUAUCAAAUGAUAUUUCGUACAUAAGUUCCGAAAAACUCAUUGGUACGAGCCGGGGUUUGAACCCGCGUCCUCCGAAUUGCAAGUCGCACGCUCUUACCGAUAGACCAUCAGCGCUUCCUUUUAAGGCUAUUCAUUGUUUUUUCUGAGUUUUUGCCAUAUACUAAUUUUCAAAAACUGCUUUUUAUCAAUCGCUGCAGAUUUCGCUUGGUCUAACUAGUUAAAAAUGUAGCCCAUGUCACCCAAUGACACACCAACUGACAUCUCACAGAUUCAUCAAAAUUGACUCAGUAGAAAACCAACAUACAAAGACUUAAAAUCGUAUAAACCUUCUAUUGUGGUAAAAUGACACAGGUAAAAGUAAAAAAAAAAUCAACAAGAAAAAUGUUUCAAACUGAAAAAUAGUGUGUUAGUUUUUUAUUGAGAUUGUUAAAUUAUUAAGUUGUUUUCAUUACUGCAAAUUAAUUCGAACGUUAAAUUAUAAUAUAAUAAAUGUAAUUUUAAUUUUUUGGGAUUAUGCAAAAGUUUAUUGAGUGCCCCUGUAGGGCGUCCGCUUGCUAAUGCGGGUGCACGGAGCGGGCACACGCACGCGGGUGCCAUUGUAGGUGAAAUCCGUCGCACGCGUCCGCGCGGGUUAUUCCCACUAGUUACCACCAAGUUGUUACCAGUGGUAACUACUGGGAUUUUUUUUCCCACCUUUUACCAGUAGUAACUACUGGGAAAAAAUUCCCUCUAGUUACCUCCAACUUGGUUAGGUGGUUAGUAAAAAUUCCCAGUAGUUACCACCAACUCUAAACCGAGUUUGCGGUAACUACUGGUAUUUAGGGUUCCAUACCCAACGGGUCAAACGGGACCCUAUUACUGCUUCGCUGUCCGUCCGUCCAUCUGUCACCAGGCUGUAUCUCAUGAACCGUGAUUGUUAGCCAGCCAGUUGAAAUUUCUACAGACUAUGUAUUUCUGUUGCCGCUAUAACAUAGAAUAAAAUAAAUAUUUAAGGGGGGCUCCCAUACAACAGACAUAAUUUUAUUGUCGUGUUUGUAAAUAAUGGUAGUAAUGGUACUUGGCUGUUUUUUAUUUAUUUAUACGGAGAUUCAACAGCUGUGACAUUAACAUAGAAAAUAUAGUAGAUACAGGAAGCCAAUUAUAGGAACUCACAGGCAUUGACAUAAUACUAAACUAAGGUUACGCACUAUUGCAAACACAUAUGUAAACAAAGCGAAUGUUACCAGGAUUAACCCGUCCGCGCCCGUUGGCAACGCUCAUACUAUUUCUCGUUAACCCGCUCACCCGCUCCGCGCAACCGCACCAGCUAGCGGUUGUCCUUACGUUAUUUUAUGUUUUAAUUUAAACGUAUAUGCCCUAAGACAAUUAUUAAGCAUUUUAUCAUAUCGUUUAGUAAUUUAUGAAUUUAUAUUAAAUAAAUACUUCAGUUAUGUAUUCAAAUACCUUAUACUAUAUCGACAAUACUAUGUGUUUAUAAGAUACUUAAAUGAUUUUAAAUUAAAAUUUGUAAACCUGA
Cydia pomonella (codling moth) is the source of this 2825-nucleotide messenger RNA. RefSeq names its product vacuolar protein sorting-associated protein 28 homolog (gene Vps28). The record is from RefSeq and is a predicted model, not a curated record. The coding region runs from base 185 to 817 and encodes 210 amino acids. The transcript is spliced from 7 exons. Gene Ontology annotation, biological process: protein transport to vacuole involved in ubiquitin-dependent protein catabolic process via the multivesicular body sorting pathway. Gene Ontology annotation, molecular function: protein-containing complex binding. Lineage: Eukaryota; Metazoa; Arthropoda; Insecta; Lepidoptera; Tortricidae. Gene Ontology annotation, cellular component: ESCRT I complex.